Messenger RNA from Sebastes umbrosus (honeycomb rockfish), 358 nucleotides. Its product is annotated as guanine nucleotide-binding protein G(I)/G(S)/G(O) subunit gamma-7-like. NCBI's taxonomy places the organism in Eukaryota, Metazoa, Chordata, Actinopteri, Perciformes, Sebastidae. The coding region runs from base 113 to 346 and encodes 77 amino acids. Gene Ontology annotation, molecular function: G-protein beta-subunit binding. The transcript is spliced from 2 exons. Gene Ontology annotation, biological process: G protein-coupled receptor signaling pathway. The record is from RefSeq and is a predicted model, not a curated record. Gene Ontology annotation, cellular component: heterotrimeric G-protein complex.
GGAUUUGGGGUAAAAUACUGCUCUAAAAAUCAUCGUCCUGCUGCUACUUUUGGUUUUGAGGGGGUCCAGAUAGCAGGGUUUUGGAGUGGUUGAGUCUUUAUACUGAAGGGCAAUGUCAGGAAAGAUGUGCAGCAGCAGCAGCAGCAGCAGCAGCAGUGUUAUUCAGGCACAAAAACUGGUGGAUCAACUUCGGGUGGAGGCAAGCAUGGAGAGAAUAAAGAUCUCCCUGACAGCAGCAGACUUGGUCCGGUACUGUCAGGACCACAGGCGCAGUGACCCUCUGCUCACCGGCAUCGCUGCCUCGUCCAAUCCUUUCAAAGAUAAGAAGAGCUGUGUGCUGCUUUGACAGUCCUGAGUA